UUCAAGAAUUCAUGAAUUUUUAGAUUAAAUGAUUGAGCCAUAAAAUUGAUUUUAGUACGAAAUUUAAUUUUUAAGUGAGUGUACGGUCAAUUUGGUGAAUUGCUGUCAAGCGACUUAUACGGAUUUAUAAAAUAAUAAGUUAUAAGUAUUGUGGAAUGCUCUCAAAUUUUUAGUAUUUUGUAGUAAACCGUAAGUUGUAUUUUCUUUUUGUAGGGACUUGUUUCCUUUGGAUAACAAACCUAAUGGAACACAUUUCCAGUGUAUCUAUUUAAGUCCACUUAAGUCGCUGACAGUGUUGGACAGUCACAGGGCGUACGCAUUAAACAACCGAUAGGAGUUCUCAGUAGCGUAUAUACUUUGACAAAAUAUAAGGCAACAUUAGACCCCAAUAAGAAACAAAACAUAUAAAAGAAGUUGCAGGAAGAAAAAAAGAUUAAAUAAAAAAAUAGAUUGUAUUUGAUAUAAACAACAUUAAACUGAUUUAUUAUUGAUUUAAUAUUUUUUACGCCUGCAGCCGAUUUAUUUACUUAUUUAUAUUGGUGAUGCUAAUGCAGAAGACAAUGGUCGCUGCGUCAUUUAUGAAAAGAUAGUGGAAACAUAAUAGUAUACGAGUUACAGUUACUCGAUUUAAUAUUCGGACGCUAUGGUAUUUGCGAAAUUAAAGCUUUAUGUACUUACUUGCAACGUGAUUAUCGAAUUUUCUGAUCCGUAAUGAGUUAAGGCACAUAUUUUAGUUUAUAAAUAUAUAAAAAUAAAUACUUCAUUUUUUAUUGUUUUCUACAUAAUAAAUGAUAAACGAAAUUAGACACGAUAUUGGUGUCGAAAAAAUAUUCGGACACUUAAUAUUACAUAAAGUUUUUUCUUGUUUAGAGUGUUUGUAACAACAAAGUUAUAAUUUUAAUAUUAAUUUAAUAUUUUUUGGGACAUCCCUUUUGUCACAUGACGUGUUACAAACGUGUUGGCAUGUUUGAACUUAUUUUAUUUAAAAAUAAUUUUUGAGUAAUGCGUUUCCACUCUUCCGUCACUCGCAUUUUUUAAUUCGUCUUUUGUUUCUAUAGGGGUGGUUUUAAUAUUACGAUCCAAUAAGUCCCAUAGAUUUUCAAUUGGAUUUAAAUCUGCCUUAAUCUGGUGAUUAUGGAGGAUGGAGCACUUUCGGACAGGCAUAUAAUAAAUAUUCCUCAACUAUUCUCGAUUUGUGUUUCGGAUCGUCAUCCUGGUAGAACUUAAAACUGUCGCGUAUACCCAUAUCGUUGCACUUUUUAAUAAAUUUUUUAUUAAUAUAUCACAAUAUUUGUUCAUGUCCAUAACAUCUUCAAUAAAAACCAGCCCCCCUACUCCAGCACUAAAAAUGCAGCCCCAUACCAUCAAGCCUCCACCACCGUAUUUCAUCAUCGACGAAAAUAUGUAGAAAACAUACUCAUACUAUACAGCAUACAUAGAUCAUAUGAUUAAAUGCGAACUACAUAUAAUUCUUAGAAUAAUUACUGACUAAUGCAUCAUCCGUAAGAUUGUUAAGAAUAACAAAGUCAGUUACCACUUACAAUGUAUUGAAAAGCUUAAAUAAAUAGAAAACAAACGGCGUAUAAUGACCAUUUAUUUAAGAUUAAUCCCUACGAUACAGCCUCACAUAUCAUUUCUCCUGAUACCAAAUUUCGUAAUCCGGACCGUAAAUUCGAAAAAUUAUCCUGCCACCUCCUCACAUAUCAUAUUCUCCUGGUACCAAAUUCCAAAAAGAGUAUCCAGGACCCGAAAUUCUUCCGUGCCACCUCCUCACAUAUCAUAUUCUCCUGGUACCAAAUUCCAAAAAGAGUAUCCAGGACCCGAAAUUCUUCCGUGCCACCUCCUCACAUAUCAUAUUCUCCUGGUACCAAAUUCCAAAAAGAGUAUCCAGGACCCGAAAUUCUUCCGUGCCACCUCCUCACAUAUCAUAUUCUCCUGGUACCAAAUUCCAAAAAGAGUAUCCAGGACCCGAAAUUCUUCCGUGCCACCUCCUCACAUAUCAUAUUCUCCUGGUACCAAAUUCCAAAAAGAGUAUCCAGGACCCGAAAUUCUUCCGUGCCACCUCCUCACAUAUCAUAUUCUCCUGGUACCAAAUUCCAAAAAGAGUAUCCAGGACCCGAAAUUCUUCCGUGCCACCUCCUCACAUAUCAUAUUCUCCUGGUACCAAAUUCCAAAAAGAGUAUCCAGGACCCGAAAUUCUUCCGUGCCACCUCCUCACAUAUCAUAUUCUCCUGGUACCAAAUUCCAAAAAGAGUAUCCAGGACCCGAAAUUCUUCCGUGCCACCUCCUCACAUAUCAUAUUCUCCUGGUACCAAAUUCCAAAAAGAGUAUCCAGGACCCGAAAUUCUUCCGUGCCACCUCCUCACAUAUCAUAUUCUCCUGGUACCAAAUUCCAAAAAGAGUAUCCAGGACCCGAAAUUCUUCCGUGCCACCUCCUCACAUAUCAUAUUCUCCUGGUACCAAAUUCCAAAAAGAGUAUCCAGGACCCGAAAUUCUUCCGUGCCACCUCCUCACAUAUCAUAUUCUCCUGGUACCAAAUUCCAAAAAGAGUAUCCAGGACCCGAAAUUCUUCCGUGCCACCUCCUCACAUAUCAUAUUCUCCUGGUACCAAAUUCCAAAAAGAGUAUCCAGGACCCGAAAUUCUUCCGUGCCACCUCCUCACAUAUCAUAUUCUCCUGGUACCAAAUUCCAAAAAGAGUAUCCAGGACCCGAAAUUCUUCCGUGCCACCUCCUCACAUAUCAUAUUCUCCUGGUACCAAAUUCCAAAAAGAGUAUCCAGGACCCGAAAUUCUUCCGUGCCACCUCCUCACAUAUCAUAUUCUCCUGGUACCAAAUUCCAAAAAGAGUAUCCAGGACCCGAAAUUCUUCCGUGCCACCUCCUCACAUAUCAUAUUCUCCUGGUACCAAAUUCCAAAAAGAGUAUCCAGGACCCGAAAUUCUUCCGUGCCACCUCCUCACAUAUCAUAUUCUCCUGGUACCAAAUUCCAAAAAGAGUAUCCAGGACCCGAAAUUCUUCCGUGCCACCUCCUCACAUAUCAUAUUCUCCUGGUACCAAAUUCCAAAAAGAGUAUCCAGGACCCGAAAUUCUUCCGUGCCACCUCCUCACAUAUCAUAUUCUCCUGAUACCAAAUUCCAAAGUCCGAACCUUAAUUUGAAGUAUCUUCCAGUACCUCCUCACGUCUCAUAUAGUCCUGAGAUAAAUUUCCAAUUUCUGGAUCCCUGAUUUUUAAAAUCGUUGUGGGCAAAUUAUGGAAGUAGAUUCGAAAAGAAAUAGGCAUAUAAGAGUAAACAUCUUUAUUACAGUUUAAAAUGUUUCUUUAUCAAGUGCUUACGCGUGACAAUUUUGUCGAAUUUUCGGAGCUCAGUUUUUAAAAAUAACAAUUUUUAUUUAAUAUAUAACAAAUACAUACUCUGCAAUUAGUUUAACAGUUCGGGUCAUGUGUAAAUGCAAUUUUAGUAAUGAGAAAUCUUAUCUGUGUAUAUUUCUAGUAAUGUUAUAUGUUUAAUCGAAAGUA
Megachile rotundata (alfalfa leafcutting bee) is the source of this 3515-nucleotide messenger RNA. RefSeq lists its product as uncharacterized. Lineage: Eukaryota; Metazoa; Arthropoda; Insecta; Hymenoptera; Megachilidae. The record is from RefSeq and is a predicted model, not a curated record.